Messenger RNA from Clunio marinus, 550 nucleotides. The record is from the annotation of a GenBank genome assembly. NCBI's taxonomy places the organism in Eukaryota, Metazoa, Arthropoda, Insecta, Diptera, Chironomidae.
GAAUAAAACACGAAGGAAAAUUAAAUUAAAAUAAAACAAAAUGUUCAAAUUUCUUAUCGCUUUUGUGAUCUUCACUACAUCAUCGGCUUACAACAUACCCACAAGUUUCCAAAAAGUUGUUGUAUAUCGGGCACCAUCUCUUUGGGAACCAAAAGAAGAGUCAUGGAAAGAUAAAACUUAUUGGGCACCAGAACCAAAAGUUGACGCAUGGGCACCAAAGGUUGAAUCAUGGGCACCAAAGGUUGAAUCAUGGGCACCGAAAGUUGAAUGGAAAGAACCAGAAGCACCAGCAAAUUAUGACUUCAAAUAUGAAGUUCAUGAUGAAAAGACUGGCGACCUUAAGAGACAAUCAGAAACUGCCAAGAAUGGAGCCGUCAAAGGUCAAUACUCUUUGAUCGAUUCUGAUGGAUUCAAACGCAUUGUUGACUACACUGCUGAUGACAUUCAUGGAUUCCAAGCCACAGUUAAACGUGAACCAACCCACUACAAAAUCCCAAUCCCAGCACCCAAACCAGAAUGGUCAAAACCUGAAGCUGAAAAAUGGUGGUAA